AAAACUUUGAAAGUUUCGUAUUGAAAUGUUUUUGUUGUAAUGAAAAACUGCCAAAAAAACAAUUUUUAUUUUAAUAAUAUAAAAAAUUAUAACUACGGUGAAUGUUUCUUUGAUUUGAUCUCAUUCUAUAAAUAAUGGCUGGUAAAAACAUAUUAGCAGAACUUCAACUAUAUACAGAUUAUCUUAAAGAAAGAACCCUUGUACUCAGAGAGGAAAACGCUAGACUAGAAAUGAUAUUUAAAAGACUAAAAAUGUUGAAUGACGAAAAUAGAAUACCCACAGAUAUAUCUGAAAAAAUGUCCGAAAUAAAAGAAACUCUCAUAAAUACACCAUUAUCUUCUAUAUCCCAAACAGAAAGGUUGAGAAAACAUCAUAAUUAUCUAUCAAAAUUGAAAAUUUGUAUUAAAAUUUAUAUCAAUAUUAAUGAAAGACUUUCAGGUGACAUCAAAAUGGCAAAAAGAGAACUUGAGCAUUCAAACCAAAAGUUAGCAGGUAUUUCAAAUUUGAGUUUAGAGCAAAUACAACAAUUGGAAGAAAAGGCUAAAAGAUAUGAGAAUGAAGUGUCUAAAUUUGAGAGAAAAUAUCCUUGGUUGAAAGAUCCGAUGUUUGAUUUACCUAACAUAACAAAAGAAACGCAAAAGCUACAAGAAGUGAAGACUACUAAAGAAAAAUUAAUAAAAGAACUCAGUGUGUAUCAAGGAUUAAAACCAGACAUUAGAGAAGCCAAUCAACAGCUCGCUCAAAUUAAAGAAGAACAUAAUAAAAUCAGUGCUCUAUUGUUAGAUUCCCAGGUGUCCGGACAAAAUUUCAAUUAUAUCGAUAAGAGAUAGGAGAGCGUUCGGUUUUUGGAAACAUUCAAUUGAGUCAUUUCAUCAGAACUAAGUGAUAAUUAUAGAAUAGAAAAUAUAUUUAAAAUUCGACUUUGUUUUUUCAAAAUAUCUACAUCUGACUCUAUUGGCCAAUGCGACAUCAGUAUUGUGUACAAUUUACCUUCAGUUUUACAAAAAAAGAUUUGAAGUGUCCUGUCAAAGUUGAUUUGCAUUCAAAAUGUUUUCAAUUUUGAAUCUAUUUUAUAUUAUUGUUAAUGGUUAUCAAAAUAAAUGCUUAUAAUUUAUAACAAA
Diorhabda carinulata is the source of this 1121-nucleotide messenger RNA. RefSeq lists its product as uncharacterized. Lineage: Eukaryota; Metazoa; Arthropoda; Insecta; Coleoptera; Chrysomelidae. Bases 135 to 830 code for a protein of 231 amino acids. The record is from RefSeq and is a predicted model, not a curated record. The transcript is spliced from 4 exons.